Messenger RNA from Caenorhabditis briggsae, 3522 nucleotides. NCBI's taxonomy places the organism in Eukaryota, Metazoa, Nematoda, Chromadorea, Rhabditida, Rhabditidae. The record is from RefSeq and is a predicted model, not a curated record. The transcript has a single exon. Bases 1 to 3522 code for a protein of 1173 amino acids.
AUGGAACUAGUUGAUUACGAAAAAUUGAAUAGGGAUCAACUACGAAAACCCGUAGGAAACAGAACAGGAAUGAGCAGUGUUGAUGUUAGAAAGAAGGGCGUGUCUGAAAUGCGUAAAAUACUUGAGAACUAUGAUAAAGAUGAAGCUAACAAGCAAUCUAGUUUCCAAAUGAGGAAUCUAUUUCCUUUCGAUAAAACUGUCUUUAGUGAUUACAAAGAAGUUGGUGAUACGUUAAGAGAUACUUUUCACAUUGGAGAUUCUAAAACUAUAGAAUCCUUUUUAGAUAAGAAAGGGCCUGAUAUUGUGAAAGACAUUUUUGAUGAAAGUGUGAAAAUAUAUGUCUCAUUACAAUGCGAAAUGAAACAAGAAGGUACAGAAAAUAAGGAUAUAGUCCAUCUAAAUACAGCUAACGAAAUAGUGAAUCCGGCGGAUGAUAGAAAAGUCUUUUAUGAAAAAUUAAAAUCAGAUUUAGUAAAUAGAUUAGAACAUUAUCAAGGUAAAGGUUCUGGUUUUAGACUAAAUAGAAUUAUUGGUUUAAGAAUGUUUCAAACUAAGAUUAAGCCAUUAUCAGGAUCAAAAUAUAUUGAAUUACCAGAUUGGUUAAAAAAUAAGAAAGCCGUAGUUAAUAUUCAGAAUAAAGAUGUAAAAUGUUUUAUGUGGUGUAUUUUAGCUCACUUAUAUCCAGUGGAUCAAAAUCCUGAACGAGUAAGUAAAUAUAAGGAUCACAUUUCUAAAAUUAAUUUCGAAGGUUUCGAAUUUCCUUUCCAAGUUAAAGAUGUAGAUAAGUUUGAGAAGAGAAAUAACUUGGCUGUUAAUAUUGUAACUCAUGAUGUCUCAGGGCCAGCAAUAAUUGAGUCAUAUAAAGUAUCUAAAAACAUCAACGUAGAUUUAAGUAGAGUGAUAAACCUUUUGCUUGUCACUGAUUGUUCUGGAGAAGGUCAUUACUGUUUGAUUAAAAAUAUAAAUAGAUUGAUGAACACCCAAAAUAGUAGAAGCAAUAAAUUUUGUAUUAGAUGUCAUAAUAACUUUUACAAUGCAGAGAAGUUUGAAAAUCAUUUAGCUGACUGUAUGAGUAAUAAUCCUAUACAAAUGAUUAAAUCCCCUAAAGACUAUAUUAAAUUUGAAGGAGUUCAGGAAACACAAAAACAUAGAUAUGUCUGCUAUGCAGAUUUUGAAUCUGUUAUCUAUAAAAUUGAUUCUGUUAACAAUUCUCCUAACAAAUCUUGGAGUGAGAAUGUUGGUAAGCAUAAGGCCUCUGCUUUCUGUGUAAUUGUUGUGGAUUCUUUCACUCAGAGUAUUUACGAAAUGAAGAGCUAUGUUGGAUAUAAUACUAUUACAAAAUUCAAUGAGUAUAUCUUAGAUGUGUGUGAGCGAUUAUUGAGUAUGCCUGAUAUGGAAAUGAAAAAUUUAACCAAUGAAGAGUGGAAAGAAUAUGACAGCUGUAAUUCAUGUCCUCAGUGUGAGAAUGUGUUUGAUGGGGAUAAAGUUAAAGAUCAUGAUCAUUGGACUGGAUUAUACAGAGGACCUCUAUGUAACUCUUGUAACUUGUUGAAACAGAAAAAUAAAUUUAUACCAGUGUUUUUCCACAAUCUUAAAGGCUAUGACUCACAUCAUAUAAUUAGUGAUGAGGAAUCAAGCAAACUAUUGAAGGAAAAAGGUGUUGAAAUUAAAAGCAUCUCAGCAAAUAUAGAAAAGUUUAUUAGUUUCAGUUAUAUAUACAAAAAUCCUAAACGAUGCGAAAUAAGAUUUUUAGAUAGUUUUGGUUUUAUGCCUUCCAGUCUAGAUUAUCUCAGCAAUAACCUACAAGAUGAAGAAUGUGUGAUUACUAAUAAGUAUUACAAGAAUGAAAAGAUGUUUAAUCUAUUAAGACGCAAAGGUGUGUAUCCAUAUGAUUUCAUGGAUUCCUUCAAUAAGUAUUCUAACACAGAACUUCCCUCAAUUGAAAGUUUCUAUAAUAACCUAUCUGGUGAGAAUAUUAGUAAAGAGAAUUAUGAAUAUGCUCUAAAUGUAUGGAAGGAAACAAAUUGUAAAACUUUAGAAGACUACACUAGAAUUUAUAUGAUUAAUGAUGUGUUACUAUUAGCUGAUGUUUUUGAAACAUUUAGAAAUGUGUCUCUCAAAGAAUAUAAGUUAGAUCCGUGUUGGUACUACACUUCUCCAGGAUUAGCUUGGGAUGCCAUGUUAAAGAAAACUGGAGUUAAGCUACAAACAAUUAAAGAUAUUGAAAUGUAUAAUUUUAUUGAAAAAGGUAUUCGAGGAGGUAUGUGUAAUACCAUGCUAAGAUAUUCGAAAGCUAAUAACAAGUACAUGUCUAAUUAUAAUCCCGAAGAGGAAUCAAAAUACUUAUUAUAUCUAGAUGCAAAUAACUUAUAUGGAUGGGCAAUGAGUCAGAAAUUACCAUAUGAUGAAUUCGAAUUCGUUGAAGACUUUACCUUAGAAAUGAUAGAUGAUCUUGUUUCAAAAGAAAAAGGUUGCAUACUAGAAGUAGAUUUAGAUUAUCCAGAAGAAUUACAUGAUAAACAUAAUGAUUUACCUUUCUGUCCAGAGAAUAAACGAGUUGGAUCUACCAAUAAACUAAUAAAUGAUUUUAGUCCAAAGAGAAAUUAUGUAAUACAUUAUAAAGCCCUUUUGCAAGUUUUAGAUCAUGGAUUAAUUUUGAAGAAAAUUCAUAGAGUUAUUACUUUUAAAGAAAGCAAUUGGUUAUCUUCUUACAUAGAACUAAAUACUAACUUGAGAAAAAAUGCCAAGAAUGAUUUUGAGAAAGACUUUUUCAAGCUCAUGAACAAUUCUGUAUUUGGCAAGACUAUGGAGAAUGUUAGAAAUAGAGUAGAUGUUAAAGUUGUCUCAGAUAUGGAUAAGGUCAUGAAACUAGCUGCUUGUAAUAAUUUCAAACAGAGACAUAUUAUAAAUGAGAAUAUGAUUUUAGUAGAGAUGGCUCAGAAGAAUAUUAAAUUAGAUAAGCCAAUUUAUGUGGGGAUGUCUAUUCUAGAUUUGAGCAAGUAUUUAAUGUAUGAGUUCCACUACGAUGUUAUGCUACCAAAAUAUUCUUCAAAUUUGAGACUGUGCUAUCAAGAUACCGAUUCAUAUAUUUAUGAUAUUAAAACUGAUGAUGUUUAUGAAGAUAUGUUAGCUAUGAAAGAACACUUUGAUUUUUCGGAUUAUCCCAAAGAAAAUAAACUUCAUAGCAUUGAGAACAAAAAAGUAAUUGGUAAGUUUAAAGAUGAGCUGAAUGGUAAGAUAAUGACUGAGAUUGUAGCCUUUAGACCAAAACAAUAUGCUUUUAAAACUGAUGAGGGAAUGGAGUCUAAAAGAAAUAAAGGUGUGAAGAAAUCUGUUGUUAAAAAGGAAAUGACUUUUAAUGACUAUAAGAACUGCUUAUUAAAUCAUACUAUCGAAAGAAGACAACAAAUGUUAUUUAAUUCGAGUAAGCAUCAAAUUCAUACUGUAAAACAGAAUAAGGUUGUGUUAAAUAAUUUAGUUGGUAAAGAUAAAGAAUCAAAAAGGUAUACAGUAGAUAAAUAG